Pseudomassariella vexata is the source of this 1047-nucleotide messenger RNA. RefSeq lists its product as uncharacterized. NCBI's taxonomy places the organism in Eukaryota, Fungi, Ascomycota, Sordariomycetes, Amphisphaeriales, Pseudomassariaceae. The coding region runs from base 1 to 1047 and encodes 348 amino acids. The record is from RefSeq and is a predicted model, not a curated record. The transcript has 2 exons.
AUGAAGUCAGUUUACCUGCUGGUACUAUACCAGCUUUUUGCUUCUGUUGUAGCAUUCGGCCCAAAGGGAGGUUGGGAGCGAGCCACGUACUUUUACGCCUAUAUCGCCGAAGAAACCCAUAAGACAUCUGGCUGGAGUGUGGCUCCUAGCUGUGCCAAUCCCUCACGCAACGUGAAACUCGUCGAUGGCAGCACCAUUAAACGAUGUUCCUUGGCCGAAUUCCUGCACUAUAUCUGGGCCCCAGACAAGGACGCCGAACCCCCCCAAACGGAAAAAGAUCGCCCUAAUCUAAACGAAAUCAAAGCGAACAUCGGCAAGAAAGCCGACACCUUGACCAGCCUGACUCCCGAGAAGCUGGCUCAAGCAAUUAUGUUGACGGGCAUGACGGGGUACUCUGACUCGCAACGCAUCAUGCCCGGAACUGUCGACUACUACGACACGCUCCGCAACAUCGGCGCCCCCAUACAAGCCGCCAAGCGUCCCGCCGUAGACCGCGCCCGCGUCAAAGCUCAAGCCUGGGAAACUCGCAAUAACGUCCCGCCCGGCACCAACCCACCCGAGGCCUUCCUUACCAAAUACGAGCGUGGUAUCCUCUGGCGCUGGCCCCAAGACGCCAUGGAAGUCGUGACCCACCUCCGCAACAAGGAUAUGGACAACUACCGCAUCAACCAAGGCGGGCUGAAAAGCAAGUUCGGCGGCCGCAACAUCGUAACCAAGUGGACGCUAGCAACGAAGACAAGGACGGGACUGACGACUCUGCCCGAGGGGCCGUAUAGUACGUUGGAUUUUGACAGAACUGUGGCGGCGAAUGGGGGAGGGGCCGAUAUGGAGAGGCAGCUGACCGCUGCGAAUGAUGCGUAUUUGGCUACUAGGGGACAUCCUGCGAAUCAUAACAAGGCGAUUAAGUCAGCUGAAUUUGCUUUGGCUUCGUUGAACUGUGAUAGGAGGGGGAAUUGGAAUCCGCCGAAGGGGAGGAGGUUUAUUACCGAUGCAGAGUUGGAGUUUCUUGAGAGGAGAGAGGGGACCAGUGGGUGUGUUGGUGCUUAG